This is a messenger RNA of Phytophthora infestans T30-4, 3229 nucleotides long. Its product is annotated as phosphatidylinositol kinase (PIK-H2). The transcript has 2 exons. The coding region runs from base 1 to 2736 and encodes 911 amino acids. Gene Ontology annotation, molecular function: 1-phosphatidylinositol 4-kinase activity. Gene Ontology annotation, biological process: phosphatidylinositol-mediated signaling; phosphatidylinositol phosphate biosynthetic process. The record is from RefSeq and is a predicted model, not a curated record. Gene Ontology annotation, cellular component: cytoplasm; membrane. Lineage: Eukaryota; Oomycota; Peronosporomycetes; Peronosporales; Peronosporaceae.
AUGAAGGCCGUCACGAGGAGCUCGUUUCUGUUCUCACGAUCUCCCUCUAAGAAGCUGGAAGCAGAAGAAGACGAGCGUCUGCACGUACAAACUGGAACUGGAGAGGCUGCUGGACAAGAUGAGAACGAGCUGAGCAUUCGUGGUGCCGAAUUGAGCGACGUUGCAGCACCUAACGUUGAAGUGCCGAGCGAACGUAAGAUCGAGGGGUUUCUGGUGUUUCGCAAGCGCAUGCGUCAACGACGGUAUUGUAUUUUACAAGGUGACACGUUGCUUGUGUUCAAGACCAAGCCGGGCGAUGCAAUGUCACCUAGUGCCCCGAAGAAACAGAUUAGUGUGGUUGGUGUCAAGGAUGCGAUGGAGCUUGAAGCGAGCGUACGAGUAGCGCUGCUCGGGGCAUCGGUCAGCUACGACAACACGCUUGUUAUCAGCUCGCACAAGUCGAAACUGGUUGUGGUUGAAGCCGACACUCUCACCGAGAAGGAGCGCUGGUUGCACGCUUUGUCUACAAUCCACGUCAACUGUGGCGACAGCGAGAAGACUUUCUUCGAGUCUAUUUUGUCGGCGGAUACCUUCGGUGCCCACAUGGCUGUAGCAUUGCUGCACAAGUAUCGCUCCAAUACGGUGGCAACAGAACUGGUGCUGGAUCGCUUGGCUUCCUACGCAGAGAAAAAUGUCGACGAUGUCGAGUUCUACAUCCAACAGAUCGUCCAUCUGACCGUCAAUACCGAACUGGUAGCAACGGAUAAGUUGGUGAAUCUGCUUCUCUCGAUCUGCCGGGCGAAAGCGUACGUCGAACACCUCGGCAACUGCAUUCACUUGGCCUUGCAGCUCUUCUGGCUUCUGGAAGCCAAGAUCGCCGACCAUGAUCCGAAGACGUACAAUUUGUGCGCCAAGCUCCUCAUGUCCAUUGAAGCUAAAGUCGUCAAUCAGCAAUUUGAAGUGCCCAGCACGCAGACGGCAGAAGAUGUCACUCGACGACUCAUGGAUAUCCCUCAGAUGAUGGAUAAAUUGGAGCAAGUGUCUGUCGAAGAGGAAGGAGAAGCUCACGGCAAGGACGAGGAAUUGGCAUCAGCUCAACUCGAGACAGGAAGUGCACCCAUGACGCCUAGCAAGUCGGCAAGUCAGCCUGCACUGCUUUUGCAGUGGAUGGAGAAGGAGCGUAAGAAGCGCUACAAGUAUUUCCACGAGCAGCGAGACUUCGUGAAGGCACUUACAGAUAUUUCGGAACGCAUGCGCGCAGUUGACCCACCCCAGAACCGUAAGAAGCUUCUUCCUGGAGAGCUGAAAGCGCUGGUGGUCCCAGACAUGGCGUACAUACCUCUCGGUCGUGUGUCGGAUUCGUUUUGUCGCAUUACUCGUGUACUCACUGACGAAGGCACAGUAUUCUCUACCCACAGUCGAGCGCCGUGCUUGCUCUGCUUCGAGGUGAUCGAAGACCAAGUCAACUCUGCUGGUCAACGCAAACUCUCAACAGAACUGAAGAAUCCUAGUGACAUGCUCCGUAAAUCCGCAUCGGACCCAGGUCUGACCAGCCUAGAAGCUGAAGUUGCCCGUCUCGUCAAAAAAAUUGCCAUUAAUGGGCAACUUAUCUGUGUUGAGAACGCGUUAAGUCCCCAUGAGAACGAGGACGAUGGCGCUGAUACUGAAGGUAACCGUGACGAUAUCGACGCGACUGACAGCGUUGAGGCGCCUGUUUUCCCUUUGCAAAGUGGCUUGAAUUCUCCAACAACCACAGUGACGUCCGACGAUUCAAUGGACUCGACGUCUGAGCUGAGCAGAGAAGACUCGCAGCAGCUGAAUGUCAUUCGCGGAUACUCCAAAACAGCAUACGAAAUGGGUCUCUCCAAGCUGCUCAGUGCAAGCGAGGUCUUUGGUGAAGGCUGGGAAGCGAAGAAGGAGCGGAUUCGCGCAUCAUCGCCGCAUGGCCAUUUACCCGGAUGGAACGUCAUCUCACUGAUCUCCAAGAGCAACGAUGAUAUUCGACAGGAGGUUUUCGCGAUGCAGCUGAUCACCACGUUCCAGAACAUAUUCCACGAGAGCGGUCUUCCAUUGUGGCUACGUCCGUAUCGAAUAGUGUCCACGGGUCGUACCAGCGGCUUGCUCGAGACGAUCACAGAUGCGCAGUCGUUGGAUGGCCUCAAAAAGAGGGGCGACUACGCAGGCUUGCGAGCUCACUUCGAGAGAACGUAUGAUGUUGGUGAUGCCUUCAAGAAGGCCCAGCGUAACUUCUUGCACAGUCUCGCUGCCUACUCCGUGGUGUGCUACUUGUUGCAGAUCAAAGACCGUCACAAUGGAAACAUCAUGCUGGAUACAGAAGGCCACCUCGUGCACAUUGACUUCGGCUUCAUGCUCGGCAUUGCUCCAGGCGGCAACUGGAGCUUUGAGACGGCGCCUUUCAAGUUAACCAAAGAGAUGGUGGCAGUGCUAGGUGGCGUGUCGUCCCCACUAUUCGGCGAGUUUGUGCAGCUGGUGGCGUUAGGAUUACUAGCAGCUCAGCGUCAGUCUGAUCGAGUCGUGGCGCUGGUCGAGAUUAUGAUGCACAACUCAACCUUCCCAUGUUUUCAGGGACGUGACGUGUCUCGAGAUCUACAGAAGCUUCGCAAUCGCUUUCUGCUUCAGUUCUCCACCGAGAAAACAGUCAAAGCGGUCGUCAAGAUGAUUCGUGUGAGCUACAAGAACAAGUGGACGAAGCGCUACGAUCAGUUCCAGAAGAUCACGAACGGCAUCGUACCGUAGGAUUCAUGUGCAUCAGCUUCACCAAUUACUACUUCCUCUGGUCGGAAAUGAUCACGCGAAGUUAGUAUGAUAGGUCUUUCAACUGUUCAAUCCUCGAUAGAAAUUUGAAAAACCUAUCAUACUAACUGACACGUCUUUCAACUGCUCUAUCCCCGAUAGGAAUGCUCUUCAGUUUGUCACGUACUUCGUCUCGAUUCUUCCGCUUUCUGCCGCUGUUCUUCUUAAGCCGGUUAAGUCACUCACCCCUACGACACCAGCCGUCAUUGCAGAGCUGUACAGCUCCAAUUAACUUCACGGUGUCCGGAAGUCGGCUCAUAAGAACAUCAAACGCUUCACGGGGUAGUUCUCUGUUGUUGCUGAUCUUUAGAAGCUCGUCAAUGACGGCUUUUGCGCUCGUUGUCGAUAAGGUUGGACUUCGGCAUGUUUAUAGAAGAAGAAACAGCGUAGCGCAGGCGUGGCGGGUCGCACUCCAGGCGAGGCUUGAAACCUUGAG